Messenger RNA from Papaver somniferum (opium poppy), 1980 nucleotides. Its product is annotated as protein HOTHEAD-like. The transcript is spliced from 5 exons. The coding region runs from base 160 to 1593 and encodes 477 amino acids. The record is from RefSeq and is a predicted model, not a curated record. NCBI's taxonomy places the organism in Eukaryota, Viridiplantae, Streptophyta, Magnoliopsida, Ranunculales, Papaveraceae. Gene Ontology annotation, molecular function: flavin adenine dinucleotide binding; oxidoreductase activity, acting on CH-OH group of donors.
UUGGACGGAGGGAGUAUAUAUUGUUCCUAUAUUAGUUUUAUCCCGUAGAAAUUAUCUAAGACACCGAUCACAUUUCAUAGCUGUGUCGAGAGAAAGACUAGUAGCAAGAGCAAAAUGAUGAUCAACUAAUCGUAUCUUUAUCACCUUACACGGUCAAUCAUGAGUUUUUUUGUGUUAUGGAUGUUUGUUGCUAGUAUGGUCAAUUCAGGGUCUUUUUGCCUCAAUGGAUUGAGCUACACUGAUGAUCAAAAUGGUCCAAAUUAUACAUUCCUUCAUGAAGCAACGUCAGCCCCAGCUAUAUCAUAUUACCAUUACAUUAUAAUUGGAGGAGGAGCUGCCGGUUGUCCACUAGCUGCAACUCUUUCGUCGAAAUAUAAUGUCCUGUUAAUAGAAAGAGGAGGAUCCCCUUACGGAAAUCCUAACAUAACCAAUUUGAGUUCAUUUCGUAAUAUUACUCUUGCAGACCUCUCUUCAACUUCCCUUUCCCAGCGUUUCAUAUCUGAAGAUGGUGUAAUUAAUUCGCGUGCAAGAGUUUUAGGCGGCGGAACUUCCGUAAAUGCUGGAUUUUACUCGCGUGCUGAGCCAAAGUAUGUUAAGGAUUCAAGUUGGGAUGAUAAACUAGUAAAUGAAUCUUAUGAAUGGGUGGAAAAACUCGUCGUAUGCAAGCCAAAAGUUGAAGCUUGGCAAUCUGCAGUCCGAGACGGAUUGCUAGAAGUUGGUGUGUUACCAAAUAAUGGAUUUACGUUUGAUCAUGUUAAUGGCACUAAAAUUGGUGGUACCAUGUUUGAUCAGAAUGGGCAUAGACAUACUGCGGCGGAUUUGCUUCGAUAUGCAAAUCCUAAAAGGCUCACUGUUCUUCUCCAUGCUACUGUCAGUAGGGCUUUGUUUAGUUCAAAAGGAAAACAAAAGCCAGUUGCUUAUGGAGUGAUAUUCACUGAUAAAUCUGGUAUGAAACACAAAGCAUAUUUGAAGCAAGAAGGGUUAGGAUUCAUGAAGAACGAGAUCAUAUUGUCAUCCGGUGCAUUGGGAAGUCCUCAAUUGUUAAUGUUGAGUGGUGUUGGACCAGCUGAUCACUUGAGAUCCCUGAACAUUACAGUUGUGGUUGAUCAACCUCUUGUUGGUCAAGGGAUGUCUGACAAUCCUAUGAAUGGAAUCUUCGUCCCUUCUCCUACAGAAGUUGAGGUAUCACUCGUUCAAGUUGUUGGUAUUACUGAGUUUGGGAAUUACAUUGAAGCAGCUAGUGGCGGAAAUUCUACUGUAUUUAAUGGUGGGAUCAUAUUUGAGAAAGUCAUCGGUCCAUUAUCCACUGGCCAUCUUGAGCUCAAAACCAAGAACCCAAAUGCCAACCCUCUUGUCACUUUCAACUACUUCAAAGAACCCAGAGACCUCCAGCGGUGUGUUAAUGGUGUUAAAACAAUUGAAAAGGUAAUAGCAUCCAAGGCAUUCUCUAAAUUCAGGUUUGAUAGUAUCUCCUUCCAGACACUACUCAACUUAACUUCGAGUUUUCCCAUAAACUUGGUACCCAAAACUGGAAAUGACUCGACAUCGUUGGAGCAGUUCUGCAAAAAUACCGUGACGACUUUAUGGCACUAACAUGGAGGAUGUCAAGUUGGUAAGGUUAUUGAUCAGAAUUAUAAGGUUCUUGGUGUUGAUUCUCUGAGAGUUAUUGAUGGAUCGACAUUCAUCGACUCUCCUGGCACAAAUCCUCAGGCUACAACUAUGAUGCUUGGAAGGUAUAUGGGAAUCAAGAUUCUGAACGACAGACGAUUACAUCUAGAUGGAACUACGGAAACGUAACUAAUGAUUGAAUUAAUUAAGCUGUAUACAGAAGUAGUAUACGAUCAAAAUCGAUUAAUCUUUAUAAUAUGUAUCAUCGUCUAUGCGUGUUUUGUUUAAAGUUUUCCGCGGAGAAGUUUAUGGUGGAGUAUGCUACCAUUUACUGUUUGGUGGACCGUUUGGAAAUAAAUCUAGAUAUUUGAA